AUCAAACUGUUGUUUUCAUUGGAUCCGUUGGAAAAUCCUUAUAAAAACUGCAUUUCAGGUGUCUAAGUUACCCAGUCACGGAAACUCUAUGGCAGCUCUCUUACUUCUAGUUUUCCUACUUAUAAUCUUAUUUUUCAUUCCAUUCCCGACUAUGUCUCUCAUUCCAAGCUUCUUUGGCAACCUUCGCAGCAGCGUCUUUGAUCCAUUCUCUCUUGAUGUUUGGGAUCUUUUCAAGGACUUCCCUUUCUCUUCACCACUCUCCACGCGCUCUUCAGAAACAUCGGCAUUUGUCAACCCCCGAAUCGACUGGAAGGAAACCCCAGAAGCUCACGUGUUCAAGGCUGAUGUUCCAGGGCUUCAGAAAGAAGAAGUGGAAGUGGAGGUUGAAGAUGACAGGGUGCUUCAGAUAAGCGGGGAGAGGAAUGUAGAGAAGGAAGACGAGAAGGACACAUGGCAUCGGGUGGAACGCAGUAGUGGCAAGUUCAUGAGGAGGUUCAGACUGCCGGAGAAUGCCAAGAUGGAUCAGAUCAAGGCUUCCAUGGAAAAUGGAGUGCUUACUGUUACUAUUCCCAAACUUGAAGUCAAAAAGGGCGAUGUGAAGUCCAUUGAAAUUUCCGGGUAAAGAUGUUUGUAACUUGUGAGCGAGUGCCUGUCUCCUUUGCUUUUGUGUGGGAUAAAAAAAGCGAUGGGUACUAUGACUUUAUGUGGUUGAUGAAGUUUGUGUUUUUAAUGUGAAAAGUAAAGCCACUCUUGUUGAUAAA
Gossypium raimondii (Peruvian cotton) is the source of this 761-nucleotide messenger RNA. RefSeq names its product 17.3 kDa class I heat shock protein. The record is from RefSeq and is a predicted model, not a curated record. The coding region runs from base 89 to 622 and encodes 177 amino acids. Gene Ontology annotation, biological process: protein complex oligomerization; response to heat; response to salt stress. Lineage: Eukaryota; Viridiplantae; Streptophyta; Magnoliopsida; Malvales; Malvaceae. The transcript has a single exon.